UGUCAUUUUGUGACGAUUGAAUUUUGAAAUGAAUUGAAUAGGUUUAUUUUAGGUUUAUGAAAUAAAAUAAUUUAUCAAAAUAAAAAUAGAAAGAUAUGAAUGAGUGGUUAAUAGAAUAUACCUACGGAACUUUACAAAUAAAUAUUGUAUAGAAAGUAGGUGCUUGGCCUAAAACUGACAUUAAAAAUCAAUUAUUUGUAACUACAAUUUCUUUGCAAAUGGAAGGUCGGGACAAAUCUUUAGAAGAAAAUUUAUAUCAAGCAACUCUUCGCGGAGAUCACGAAGCUGUGUCCUGUUUAAUUUCAAAAGGUGCAAAUCCCAACAAAACUGCAGGUCUUGGUAAAACUUGUCUUGGAGAAGCAGCAAAUAUUGGUAACAUAAGCAUCUUGAAACUUCUAAUUGAUGCAACCAAAACGGGUGCAUCAACUGCUAAACCCAGUGGAAGUUAUCGUAAAAGGCACACUAAGUCACACAAGAGAAAGCUAAGAAAUUACGAAAAUAAUGAUGAGACUAUUGUUAAAUGUAAGAAUCUAAAUGAAAGAACAUUCAAAGACUUUUACGUUAACCAGUGUAGUGUUGAAGUUACUGAAGAAAAUGUAUCGUCAGAAAAGAACCAGGGUUAUUUUGUUUUCAUCCACAGUGAAGGAUCUAGUAGUGAUGAAAGUAAGAUAUCUUCUUUAAAAUCACCUUUAAGUCCCUCUACAAUGUCUCCAUCUCCACAUGCAGAGUUGGAGUGGGAUGAGGAAAUAGGGGAUGUAGCGCCAACUACUAUUGAAGAUGAAACAUGGUCCUCAAUGUACAGGUGGUAUGCUGCUAUACUGGAAUGCACAGGAGCUGCAAUAGCUGCAGCAUCAGUAGUAACAAAUGGAAUUGAUCAGCAAGAUGCUUUCAUGAGAACAGCGUUGCAUUAUGCUUCAGAUAAGGGUCACGAAGGAGCUGUACAGCUACUGUUAGAUUCAGGAUGCAAGGUGGAUGUCACAGCAGGCGAUGGGUUAACUCCUUUACAUGUAGCUGUAAUAAGAAAUCACAUAGGAAUUGUUAAAAUAUUGCUUGCAGCUGGAAGUCAUGUUAAUUACAAAACACAUGAAAAAAUGACCUCCCUUCAUUUUGCUGCAUCACGGGGAUAUUUAGAAUUGGUGAAAAUUCUAGUUAAUAAUGGGGCACAUCUUGAAGCAAGGGACACAAAUGAACGCACUGCUUUAUAUUUAGCAGCUGGACGAGGUCACACAGAGGUUGUUAAAUAUCUAAUUACUUCAGGAGCUAAUGUCAAUGGAGAAGAAAUACAUGGGUAUACUCCAUUAUGUGAAGCAGUUUGGCAGAGAUAUGCAGAAGUGGUUGACGUAAUGCUCUCCUCUGGAGCACGGAUUACACAUUCUCAUAAACUUUUACACAAUGCAAUUAUACAAAGACAGGAAGGAAUUGUGAAAAUGCUUGCAAAUGUUGGUGGUGGUAUAAAUUUGCAUAAUGACAACGGGGACACGCCCCUUUUGCUUGCGGCGCGCUUGUCGCAACCUAAGGUUGCACGAAUUUUACUCGAAAAAGGUGCCAAUGUCAAUGCGUGUAACAGUAUAACAGGAGCCAGUGCAUUGCAUUUAGCUGUGGAAAGUAUAGACUGUCCUAAGGAAUUUGAAGAAUUACUUGUCUGUUUAUUAGAAUAUAAAAUAGACACAAAUGCUACUGCUUUAACAGGAGACACAGCUUUGAAUAGAGCCUUGUUGUUGCACAAAGAUCACGCGGCUGUUCUUCUAAUUAGACAUGGCGCCGAUGUGAAUGCGUGCGACCUUCAUUCAUGUGGUCUUGACAAUUUGUCAAUAGCGAGUAGGCGGCAAACGUCCGACCUUGCUAGCAUGCUAAUCAAGGCUGGGCACUGCACAACUAUACCAGAUUAUGCAGCCAUAAUACCCAAACCUGGGACGACAACUAACUGGCUGUAUCAUGUUUCCAAAAACCCCCUAGAAUUGGCUGAUCUCUGUAGAAUAAAAAUUAGAAGUGUUUGCAGAAACAAAACGAUGCACUCAUAUAUAGCACUUCUACCUUUACCAAAGAGCUUAAAAAUGUUCCUUAUGAUGGAUGGUGAAGGAAUUUAUUAGUAUUUAUGAAGUCAUUUACUAUAUCGUAUUUACGCUAUGUGUACAUAUGUUAUGUAUAAAAUAAAACAACUCUUAUCGUUAAAAUAUUUAUUUUUUUAUUAAAUAAAAACACUUACGAAUGUGUUCCAAGUGAAAGAUAUAAAAUAUGAUCUUGGUUACGACACCAAUACUAGUGAUACAUCAAAAAACUCUUGUGAAUAACUCCACAGUAGAUAAAAAUUACACAGUACAUUUUAAUUUCUAAGAAUAGAUUAACUUGAGCUAAAACUUUGCUCUUUACAUCAAUACUUAAUACGAGUACGUCUUAGAGAGUAGGUACAUCAAGUUAGUAAGAUUUGACAUUUACUGAAAAUAUGCUAUUAAAUUUGAUUUUUUUCAGGUAAAACAUGUAACAUUCACUAUUA
This is a messenger RNA of Amyelois transitella, 2494 nucleotides long. Its product is annotated as ankyrin-3. Gene Ontology annotation, biological process: intracellular signal transduction. Lineage: Eukaryota; Metazoa; Arthropoda; Insecta; Lepidoptera; Pyralidae. The coding region runs from base 219 to 2090 and encodes 623 amino acids. The record is from RefSeq and is a predicted model, not a curated record. Gene Ontology annotation, molecular function: protein binding. The transcript has 9 exons.